Zea mays is the source of this 1741-nucleotide messenger RNA. Its product is annotated as UDP-glycosyltransferase 88A1. NCBI's taxonomy places the organism in Eukaryota, Viridiplantae, Streptophyta, Magnoliopsida, Poales, Poaceae. The record is from RefSeq and is marked validated. The transcript has a single exon. The coding region runs from base 245 to 1660 and encodes 471 amino acids. Gene Ontology annotation, molecular function: UDP-glucosyltransferase activity.
AGCUUGUUUGGUUGCCCUCGUCGCCCGUUUUUGUGAUUGUGACUAUAGUAGAAGCCCUGCAGCGCAGUGAACAAUCUGGUACGUGUCCCUGCUUCACCUCUUUCCUAUCCUCAGUCUCUCACUCUUCCCUAGGUUCGCCACACCUGUGGCGCAUACUCUCGUGUCCCAAAACCAAACACGGCGGUGCUGGUGCGCGCGCAGCUAGCAGUUGAGUGCUCGCCCUUGUCGUCAGUCGAGUCGAGCGAUGGAGAAGACGACGGUCGUGCUGUACCCGGGCGCGGGCGUCGGCCAUCUCGCGCCGAUGCUCGAGCUAGCCAAGGCGUUGCUCCGCCACGCAGGUGACCAGGUGGACGUCGCCAUCGUGGUCGUCGAGCCGCCCGUCUACGCGGACGGCUUCGCCGCCACGGUCGCGCGCGCCAAGGCCUCCAACGCCUCCGUCGCCUGCCACGUGCUACCCCCGCCGGCCUCCGACGGCGGCGCCGAGCCUGACGACCCCCUGACCCGACUGCUCCGCUUCCUCCGCGCCACGAACGCGCCGCUCCGGGACUUCCUCCGCGCGCUGUCGGCGUCGCGCCGCGUCCAGGCGAUCGUCCUCGACAUGUUCUGCGCCGGCGCGCUCGACGUCGCGGCGGACCUCGGCCUGCCCGCCUACUUCCACUUCGCCUCGGGCGCCGCCGGCCUCGCCUACUUCCUCGGCCUGCCCGCCAUGCGGGCCAGCGUGGGCACGAGCUUCGCCGAGCUCGGCGGGUCGACCGUCCUGUCGUUCCCGGGCGUCCCUCCGCUCACGGUCGCGGACCUGCCACAGGGGGUGCUCAACGACAGCGAGGCGUGCCGGGUCAUCAUGGGCGCGGCUGCCCGGAUGCCCGACGCCCGCGGGAUCCUCAUCAACUCGUUCGAGUCGCUGGAGCCGCGCGCGAUGCGGGCGCUAAGGGAUGGGCUGUGUGUGCCGGGCCGCGCCACGCCGCCGGUCUACUGCGUCGGGCCGAUGGUCUCGCCCGGCGGCGACGGUGCCGGCCACGAGUGCCUCCGCUGGCUGGACGCGCAGCCGGACCGCAGCGUCGUGUUCCUCUGCUUCGGGAGUUUGGGCACGUUCCCCAAGAGGCAGCUGGAGGAGAUCGCCGUGGGUCUGGAGAGGUCCGGGCAGAGGUUCCUCUGGGUGGUGCGGAGCCCUCCCGGCGGGCCACCAGCCGACGACGUGCGCGCGCUGCUCCCGGCAGGGUUCGCGGAGCGCACCGAGGGCAGGGGGCUCGUAGUCGCGUCGUGGGCGCCGCAGGUGGACGUGCUGCGUCACAGGGCGGCCGGCGCGUUCGUGACGCACUGCGGGUGGAACUCCACGCUAGAGGGCGUCGUGGCGGGACUGCCGCUGCUGUGCUGGCCGCUGUACGCGGAGCAGAGGAUGAACAAGGUGCGGAUCGUGGAGGAGAUGAAGCUCGGGGUGGAGGUGAGGAGGGACGGCGAGGGCCUGGUGACGGCUCAAGAGGUCGAGGCGAAGGUGAGGUGGGUGAUGCAGGACUCCGACGGCGCGCGGGAGCUCAAGGAACGCGCGGAGGCGGCGAGGGCGAGAGCGGCCGAGGCGCUGGCGGAAGGGGGUCCGUCGCGUGCAGCUUUCCUCGAGUUCGUCCUAGACCUGUUGGCUUCCGAAGGCAUGGUUAACGUUUGAAGUUUGACGAGUGUAUUUACUUGUAAUAAAAAACAAUAAUUUUGUAAGCUUCGUUCCAGAAAAUAUACAACAAUAGAGUUA